Molecule: messenger RNA, 3060 nt
Organism: Fonticula alba
Lineage: Eukaryota; Rotosphaerida; Fonticulaceae
Exons: 7
Coding region: 19-2994 (991 amino acids)
Biological process (GO): snRNA processing
Cellular component (GO): integrator complex
Source: RefSeq, a predicted model, not a curated record
CUCCGUCUGACACGCAGCAUGCCGGACAGCGUUGACGUCACUUGCCUCGAUGACGGCCCGCAUGGAGCCACCUUCCUUGUCCGGUGCAAGGAGGCCCGGAUCCUGAUCGGCUGCCCGCUGGAUACGACCAGCCUGCUGCGGUUCAUGCCGCGCAGCGGGCGCUCAGACACACUUGUGCCCCAUGGCGGGGCGGUGUGCUUCCGGUCGCCGGUCACCGGGGCCGCCUUCAUCGACACGACCCCCGGCUCGCCGCUGCUGCCAGUCCCGCGGGUGCCGGGCGGCGCGGUCGGCGUCGAUGUGGUCCUGGUGCCCCAUGCCCUGGCGCUGCUCGGCGUGGCCUACCUCUUCGAGGCGGAGCCUGGCUCUGGAGCAUCCGAGGCCCCUGGCGCCGGCUUCACCGGGGCGGUCUACACCACCGAGCCGGCCCUGGAACUGGCGCGCCUGCUGAUGGAGGAAAUGUCCGCCGGCAUGGCCGGAGCCCCGCAUGGCGGUGAUGACGGCGGUGCCGGGCUCUCCAUCUCCGUGGACCGCUUGAUCGAACUCCUCCCCGAGGGUGCCUCGCGGGAGUACUUCCACAAUGCCCGGCGAGAUGGCUUGUCCGCCUGGCGGCCGGUCUUCUCGCCGGAUGCCGUCCGCCGGUGCCUGGACAGCGUGGUCACCGUGACCUACUUGCAGGAGCUGGAUCUGUCGGGUGGUCUGACGGCCAUCCCCACCCCCUCGGGACUGGCCAUCGGCGCAUGUAACUGGCUUGUGCGUCUGCCCUCCCUGCGAACGCUUGGCGUGGUGUGCAGCGCCGCCGACGGGGCCAGCCACCCGACGCCGUUGGACUUGAACUCCCUGGCCGCGGCGGACGCCCUGGUGGUCAGUGGCUGCCAGAACCCCGGGGUCUUGGAGCGGGGCCCCUUCGCCGACCGGGUCGGCCCGUCGGACUGGGCCUUGCGCGAGAUCUGCCGAUUGACAACCGAAACCGUGUCUCGUCGCGGGUCGGUCAUCAUCCCGAUGCUGCCGUCUGGCCUGCAGCUGGACCUACUUGGGCAGCUGGCCCAGCAUUUGACCAACACCGUGGCCGGGCCGGCGGUCCCCAUCUAUGUGGUGAGCCCGGUGGCCGGCCGGGCCCUGGCACAGGCCGACGUGGCCAGCGAGUGGCUGCGUCCGGAGCUACAAGAGCGGGCCCGACUCCCGGCCCCGCCCUUUGACCAUGCUGAUUUGGCGGAAAAGGGGCGCCUGAUCCAGGUAAGCCGCCUGAGUGACUUGGCCCCCAACUCCCUGGAUGCCCUGGCCCGUGGGGAGCCGGCGGUCGUGGUGCUCGGGCAUCCGGCGCUGCGCUUCGGCGAUGCGGUGCAUCUGGUCCGGGCCCUGCUCGGGGGGCAUGGGGCCCUGGGGGCGGCUCCUGGCCCGGGGGCCGGGCUGGGGGUCGGCGAAAGCCGCCUGCUUCUGGUGGAUCCGCUCUUCGUGGCCGAGGCUCCGCUCCUUUUGGAGCCCUUCUUCAUGCUGGACCCACAUGGGCCGCCGGCCUUGUCGGCCGGCUUCGCCCUGCCUUCCGGUGAGGCUGGAUCGUCCGACCGCCCGUCGGGCCUGCAUCUCCGGCGUCCAGGCACCCGCGUGGAGGUGGCCGCCGCCGAUGACCGGCUGACCUUCCCCCUGCUUGUGGAGCGCCUGCUGGCGUCGCGCCAGUCCGGGGCCUUCCGGUCGGCGGACGCCGUGCGUACCUUCCUCAGUGCGCUGCCGGAUCUGCCGCCCGCUCGUCGGGGGUAUCUGGUGCCGGAGGCGCCGCAGCUCUUCGUCACUCCCAGUUCCAUGGACUCCACCACGACCAUGGGCAGCGCCCCUGCCAGCCGGGCCCCGGUCGGCAGCCUCGGCCGGGGGCAAACACUGACCAUCGACCUGGCCCAGGGGAGUCGCUUUCCGCAGGGCGACGAUUUGGGCGUCAUUUCGGUCAGCCUGCUGAAUGACUCGCCGGGUGGGCCUGUGGCAUCGGGCCCUGGCGGCCCGGUCAGCGCCGGGUACUUUCGCCUGCCGGUGAGCGAUGCGUCCAUCCUGGGCCGGCAGUCCUUUGCUCUGGAGGGGCGGGCCGCUGCCGGUGGGGACUUUCCCGACUCACCGGCCGAGGUGGUCGUCCUGCCGCUGUCCGCCAGGCUGCUGGCCACCGACAGCCGGCUGGAGAUCAAGCCCGUGCUGGCAGCCGCCCCGGCGGGGGCGGCGGCACCCGAGCUCAUGCGCCGGCGUCCUAACCAGCGUCAGCCGCGUCAUGCUUCUCGGCUGCCACCGCCCUUGCUGCCGUCACACCCCUCGGCGGGUCUGCCGGCGGCCGAAUCCAUUCGCAAACGCUUCAUGUUCGGCGCUGGAUGUGCUCGAAGUGUUGAGCAGCACGCCUCGGAGGCCGGCCUGAGCGUGAGCAUCACACGACGGCCGGCGGACGAUGCGACAGACGCUUCGGGCAUUUCGCUGGCCAUCCAUCGGCCUGCAUCACCUCCGGCCACGGUGGCAACCGAUGCUGAGGCCCAUGUCAGCGCCGCCGAGGCUGGUGGCGAGGUCCCGCAUUUUGUCGAUGGGGCCGGCGGUUCCGGGGACCCAAGCCCCGCUGUUGACGCCACAGAUGCCGAGGGGACCGAUGUCGCGGCGGUCGACGCUACUGGGGCUGACGGCACCCCUGUUCCCGAGGAGGACCCCGUUGCCACCACCACCACCACCACCACCACCGGCGAUGAUGCCAGCAUGGCUGUGGAGACUCCGGCAGUUGCCACACCCAGCCGGAAGCGCCUCCGCGAGGUGGCCUCCCCCACGGCCGAGGCCCCGGGGCGCCUGCUCGCCGAGGUCACCGUCUCCAAGGGCCGCACUCAUGUGGACCUGGGGACGAUGGAUUUGUCGGAUUUCCACCGGGUGUCGAGCGCCGGGAUCGGGAGUCCCGCCGCCGGAGCACUGCCGCCCCGGGGACAGGACCUGGCCGCUCUGCGCAUGGCUGUCCUCUCGUACUUGGAGCACCGGCAAAUGUGAGUGCCCCCCUCCCCCCCCUCCAUCCCCUGGCGGGAAAAAGAAUGACAAUAAACACAAAGAAUUAGA